Eurytemora carolleeae is the source of this 509-nucleotide messenger RNA. RefSeq lists its product as uncharacterized. The record is from RefSeq and is a predicted model, not a curated record. Bases 54 to 425 code for a protein of 123 amino acids. Lineage: Eukaryota; Metazoa; Arthropoda; Copepoda; Calanoida; Temoridae. The transcript has 4 exons.
UUCAAUAUCAAAUUAAUCUUUUUAAAAUUGCAGUUUUAAGUAUAGUUGCAACAAUGGUCUCCAAUCAAGGGACUUUCUUCUUUCUCUUCAUACAUUUUUUCAUAACAGGUCACUGUAAAAUGUAUCUGGUUGAAACUGGACCUAAACCUGAACCUAGUCCUGCAACCCCAGUAGUUCCUCCUGGACCUAAACCUGAACCUAGUUCUGCCUCCCCAGCAGUUCCUCCUGGUCAAGAUUACGGAUUUGCUUUUAACUUAAACGAUUGUGAUGCCAGGGAAAAGGAUUGUGCAGUAGAUUUUUUGGAAUGCAUUGACAAUAAAUGUAAAGGAAAAGGACAACUAGGAAUUCUGGAAGACUAUGAUUUGUUGGAGCUUAUAAGACAAGUAAUCUUUAAAGAAGACGGUCGAGACCUGGAUAUGAAUUAAUAAAUAUUAAUUAAUAAUAUUUAACCUUUUUAAUAAGCAUUUGUUCAUAUUUUGUUAAUUAAUAUAGUAUGAUAACAAUUAAGA